This is a messenger RNA of Echinops telfairi (small Madagascar hedgehog), 1224 nucleotides long. RefSeq names its product arylacetamide deacetylase-like 3. The record is from RefSeq and is a predicted model, not a curated record. The transcript has 4 exons. Gene Ontology annotation, molecular function: hydrolase activity. Bases 1 to 1224 code for a protein of 407 amino acids. Lineage: Eukaryota; Metazoa; Chordata; Mammalia; Afrosoricida; Tenrecidae.
AUGCUGUUCCUGCUGUUGAUCCUCCUGGGGGCAGGAGGUGUGUUGUCCACCGGGAUUGGACUGUAUGUUAUCUGCUACCACCUGCUCACGGCAGACAUCCCUGCUGGCAUCAGCCACCCCCUGAAACUGCGAAUCUUUCAUUGUGUUCUCCUGCUGUUCAUGACCUGGGGGAAGGUUUUGGAGGCUCUGAAAAUCUGCUCUCUGCCCCGAUUUGUCCGUUUUAUGCAUGAUCUCAUGCCAGUAAAGCAGGAUCCAGAUGUCGUGGUCACAGACCUCCGUUUUGGAUCAAACCCUGUGAAGCUGUACCAGCCAAAGACGUCCUCCUUGACCCCCAGGACUGGCAUCAUAUUCUACCACGGUGGUGGGAUGGUCCUAGGAAGCUUGAAAUCCUAUCACCGCAUAUGCUGUCACUUGUGCAAGGUGAGCGGCUCCGUGGUUCUGUCUGUUGGAUAUCGCCAGCUCCCGGAGCACAGGUUUCCAGUGCCGGAAAUAGACUCCUUUGCAUCCACCGUCCACUUCCUGAGAUCUCUGAAGGAUUAUGGGGUGGAUCCAGCCCGAGUUGUGCUCUGUGGUGAUAGCCUGGGAGGGACAGUAGCAGCUCGGAUUUGUCAAAAACUUGAGGAAAGACAGGAUCUCCCCAAGAUCCGUGCUCAGAUUCUGAUCUAUGCCAAAAUGCAAGGCUUGUACUUCCAACUCCCUUCCUAUGAACAGAACAAGAAUGUGCCAAUGCUCACUCGUCGCUUUGCUACCUACUGCUUUUCUCAGUACAUGGAUAUCAACCCUGCCUGGGAACAUGUAAUCUUUAAAGGUGGCCAUCUGCCGACAGAAAGCUGGGAAAAGUAUAGAAAGUGGCUAGAUCCAGAAAACAUCCCACAGAGGUUUAAGCAGCGAGGAUACCGGCCAGUGUCCCGUAUGCCCCUGAAUGAGAGUGCUUACUUAGAAGUGGGUCUGCGUCUGGAAAGGGCAACUUUCCCCCUCAUGGUUGAAGACGAAGUUGUGGCUCGGGUCCCAGAAGCUUGCCUGGUGACCUGUGAGUAUGAUUUUCUGCGGGAUGACUUGCUAUUGUACAAGAAGAGGCUGGAGGACUUGGGUGUGCCAGUGACCUGGCACCACAUGGAAGAUGGCUUUCACGGAGUGCUCAAUACUCUGACCUUGAGGUUCUUUCAGUUCCCUUGCUCUGCAAGGAUUAUGAAUGUAAUCGUCCACUUUAUCAAGGGAUUGUGA